AGCACAGGCACACGCCAUGCCGUCCCCGACCCGGAGUUUGGACUCCGCUCCGGCCGGCUCGCCGUUCGCGACAACGUUUUUCUAAGGCAACAGCGCGAAAGCCUAGGUCGCUUGGUGUGGUACCGCAAGUCCAUAACGCACGCUACCAACCGCCACCUACUCGCUGCUCCUUUGCUCGGCGCCGUGGCAGUUAACAGCUGCUUAAACUACUUGUAGUGGCAGCGGCGUGGCCACCGCGGCCGAGCUGCUGGUGGUGGUAAUGCUGCUGCUGCGUGCGGUGGCACUGCGCGGCCUGUCGCGAUGAGGCGCUCCUCCCGUGCCGCGGCUUCUGCGGGGAAGGCGGUUCUUCUGUUGGUGGUGGUGGUGCUGCUGCAUUGGGCCGGCGGCGCGGGGGUGGACGCGGCCACGGACGCCGAGCGGCGGAUACUGCUCGACUUCAAGGCCGCCGUCACCGCGGACCCGCGUGGGGCGCUGGCGUCCUGGACUCCCUCGGGGGACCCCUGUUUGGACUUCGCGGGGGUCACCUGCGACCCGUCCUCCGGCGCCGUACAGCGGCUGCGCGUCCACGGCGCGGGCAUCGCGGGGGUGCUCACCCCGUCGCUCGCGCGGCUGCCGGUGCUCGAGUCCAUCUCGCUCUUCGGGAACAGCCUCACCGGCGGCAUCCCGCGGAGCUUCAGCGCGCUCGCCCCCACGCUCCACAAGCUCAACAUCAGCCGGAACGCGCUCUCCGGCGAGAUCCCGCCGUUCCUCGGCGCGUUCCCGUGGCUCCGCUUGCUCGACCUCUCCUACAACGCCUUCUCCGGUGAGAUCCCCGCCGCGCUGUUCGACCCCUGCCUCCGCCUCCGGUACGUGUCGCUCGCGCACAACGACCUCGCCGGCCCCGUCCCGCCCGGCAUUGCCAAUUGCUCGCGCCUCGCUGGGUUCGACUUCUCCUACAACCGCCUCUCCGGCGAGCUCCCGGAUCAAGUCUGCGCGCCUCCGGAGAUGAACUACAUCUCCGUCCGAAGCAAUUCGCUCUCCGGCAAUAUAGCCGGCAAGCUCACCACUUGUGGCAGUAUUGAUCUCUUCGACGUCGGGAGCAACCAGUUCUCCGGAUCCGCUCCCUUUGCCCUUCUCGGCUCGGUAAACAUCACCUACUUCAACGUCUCCUCCAACGCCUUCGACGGCGAAAUCCCCAGCAUUACAACGUGCGGCAGCAAAUUCUCAUACUUCGACGCGUCCGGGAACCGGCUCACGGGACCGGUGCCGGAGAGCGUGGUGAAUUGCCGCAAUCUGAGGGUUUUGGAUUUGGGGGCGAAUGCUCUUGCUGGAGAUAUACCACCUGUGAUUGGGACAUUGCGGUCGCUCUCCGUGCUCCGGCUCGCGGGCAAUGCGGGCAUUUCCGGUUCAAUCCCUGCCGAGCUUGGAGGGAUUGAGAUGCUUGUCACACUCGACCUCGCCGGCCUUGCUCUCACAGGAGAGAUUCCACGGUCCCUGAGCCAGUGCCAGUUCUUGCUUGAGCUGAAUCUGUCUGGCAACCAAUUGCAAGGAGCAGUCCCAGACACGCUCAACAAUUCGACUUACCUCAAGAUGCUUGAUCUACACAGGAACCAGCUUGAUGGGGGCAUUCCCGUGACACUUGGGCAGCUCACAAACCUUGAUCUCCUGGACCUCUCAGAGAAUCGACUGACUGGGGAAAUUCCUCUAGAGCUUGGGAACCUCUCUAACCUGACACAUUUUAAUGUGUCCUUCAAUAACCUCUCUGGUAUGAUCCCUUCUGCGCCGGUCUUGCAGCAGUUUGGUUUCACUGCGUUCAUGGGCAACCCAUUACUAUGCGGCCCUCCAUUGAACAAUCUCUGUGGGGCGCACUGGAAGGCGAAACGAUUGGGUGUGUCUGUCAUAAUUGUCAUUGUUGCUGCGGCCCUCAUACUUAUCGGGGUAUGCAUUGUUUGUGCGAUGAACAUUAAGGCUUAUACAAGGAGGAGUAAAGAUGAGGACAGGAAGGAAGAGGAAGAGGUUCUGGUGUCUGAGAGCACACCGAUUGCAUCUCCAGGCUCAAAUGUGAUCAUCGGAAAGCUAGUGCUUUUCAGCAAGAGCUUGCCUUCGAGAUAUGAAGAUUGGGAAACGGGAACUAAGGCACUACUCGACAAGGACUGCCUCGUUGGUGGCGGUUCAGUUGGUACGGUGUACAAAGCCACCUUCGAAAAUGGCCUAUCCAUUGCUGUGAAGAAACUGGAGACACUAGGGAGGGUGAGAGACCAGGAUGAGUUUGAGCAUGAGAUGGGCCAGCUUGGUAACCUCAGCCACCCCAAUCUGGUUGCUUUCCAGGGUUACUAUUGGUCAUCCUCAAUGCAGUUGCUCCUGUCUGAAUUUAUGGCCAAUGGGAGCUUGUAUGAUCACCUCCACGGGAACCAUCCUCAUGCUUUCUCUGAGAGCAGCAGCAGAGGUGGUGGAGGUGAGCUGUUUUGGGAACAGAGGUUCAACAUUGCGCUUGGAGCGGCACGAGCACUUGCUUACCUUCACCAUGACUGCCGGCCACAAAUCCUGCAUCUCAACAUCAAGUCCUCCAACAUAAUGUUAGAUGGAAAAUAUGAGGCCAAGUUGUCUGAUUAUGGAUUGAGGAAGCUAUUGCCAAUUCUAGGAAGCAUUGAAUUGAGUAGAAUUCACACCUCCAUUGGAUAUAUUGCACCGGAGCUAGCAUCUCAGAGCUUGAGAUAUAGCGACAAGAGUGAUGUAUUUAGCUUUGGGGUGAUUUUGCUUGAGAUUGUGACAGGGCGGAAGCCAGUAGACAGCCCUGGGGUGGCUACAGCGGUCGUACUGCGUGAUUAUGUGAGAGAGAUAUUGGAGGAUGGAACUGUGUCAGACUGCUUUGAUCAUAGCCUGAGGGGAUUUGUUGAAGCCGAAUUGGUUCAAGUUCUCAAGUUAGGUCUGGUAUGCACUUCCAACACACCAUCAAGCCGACCUAGCAUGGCAGAGGUGGUGCAGUUCUUGGAGUCCGUUAGAACUAGUUAUUGAUGUUCUUCUGUCAGAACAUAGUAGCAGAAUAGGAGGUUGACAGGAAAAGCGUUUUCUGAUUUUUCAACAGAUGAAGAUCACAUUCUUUUUUAUUCUUUAUUGUGUCCCCAGUUUCUUUUGUAAAUUGUAUUUAGAUUUGUUGCUGAAUAAGUGAUUGUUUUGGUUGAAUCAUCAAAUCCCUGUUUUUUUAUCUUUGUGGUUUUUCGUACGCUGUAGCCCUCUUUC
Messenger RNA from Phragmites australis (common reed), 3219 nucleotides. Its product is annotated as probable LRR receptor-like serine/threonine-protein kinase At1g12460. The coding region runs from base 301 to 2994 and encodes 897 amino acids. NCBI's taxonomy places the organism in Eukaryota, Viridiplantae, Streptophyta, Magnoliopsida, Poales, Poaceae. Gene Ontology annotation, biological process: protein phosphorylation. The record is from RefSeq and is a predicted model, not a curated record. The transcript is spliced from 2 exons. Gene Ontology annotation, molecular function: protein binding; ATP binding; protein kinase activity.